AGCCACCCAGGCGCCCCUCAAAUAAACAAAUCUUAAAAAGAAUGUCUAUAAGAACAAAAGACUGGAAAUAACCUAACUGGUCAUCCAAAUGGGACUAAAUAAAUACUUGAUGGUGUAUCCUAAAAUGGAAUAAUAUACUAUCAUGAAAAAAACAUCCCCAAGAUAGUAAAAAAACAAUCACAGAACAAUGUGGAGAUCUUGCUUGCCACUGUUAGUGUUAGAAUGCAUAGAAGAUUUCUGGAAGGAGACACAAGAAAUAGUAAAGGUAGUUACUAUCGUAAGAGUAACACCAAUCGCCUCUGAGGAGCAAGACUGGGAGUUGAAGUCAGAUGGAGAUUUGCUUUCCAUUAAACAUCCUUCUGUAAAAAUGGAAUGAUUCCCCCCACGUACAUUACUUUUUCCAUUAAACAAAAACUAGUUGAUUUUUUAAAGUAAGAGUGCAGUCAUCAGAUAAUCUUACAACUCUAUCGGAAAAGCAUACCAGCUGAAGACAGAAGUUCUAAGAGAAAUGCUGGUUGUUUGGCUAUCCCUGGCUUUGAGGACACAAUGGACAUCCUAGAGCAAAGUCCUUGGUUCUGAAGGCUAUCAAUCUAGAGCGCUGGGAACCACAGGGAUACACAGGAGCCCGCUUUCCAGACCUCACGCUCUCCCGCUGUCUCCCGUGUGAGCCUACCGAACAAGGGCUGUGUUACCUCCCUCUCCCCAAGUGUAGGAGUGCUCUUAUACUGUGUGUGUCAGUUGGGAGGGUGACUUUGGGGGGGAAACUGGGACAACUGUCCCCCUAUAAUGCUCUCUUGGUUCUCAGUGAUUUUGAACAACUUACUUGUUUUUUCCUUUCAUCUUCACAUCUUACGUUAUAAAUAGACUUACAACUCAUAAGGCAGUUUCACUUUCUCAUUAAUUCUGACAACCCAGGAGAUGGAUGUGAUAAUGCCAUUUCAGACAAGCCUCGGAGGGGUUGCCCAGUCCCUCCAGUAUUAGGUUUGUGUCCUGGCACCACCACUGAGCUCUCCAAACCUGGCACUUUCCACAGCAUCGCUUUCUCCAUCCCUGCCCAGUCUCCCGCCACUGGCUCCCAAUUCUGCCUCACCCCUGACAGCACCACGCACCUGUGGUCUUAGGCCCUGCGAUCCUAGAGGGAGGGAGAACAGAGUCAUUCAAGGACAAAGGACAAGACAUGCUUUUUCCUUCUGGAGAUAAAUCUGAGUCGCUUUUUAAAACAUUAUUCCUUUGUUCCUCUGAGAAAAUGAAGAAGUAGACCCUAUAAACUGAGUCUCACCAGUACCUACUAUGCAGUGAUACUGACCAGCCACCUCCCACUUUAUCCCACGUACCCUGUAAAGGCAGCUAAGUUAUCUUCACAAUAUAAAUGAGUCUACAGAACUUAGAAGGGGAGCCAAUCGUUUAAUGUCACACAUCUCCUAUGAUGCUACGUCGAGUGAGGACUCCAACCCCAGCGCCUGGCUCUCAAGUCCGGGGUACAUUCCAGCACACUGCCCCCAAAACACAGUGCUUGGUGUUCUACGGUUUGUUAAGAUGGUUAAAGACCACAGUCAAGGACAAUCCAGAAGUUCUUAAGUAGGGUUAAGUUAUGCUAUUAUAAAGACAGGGCCACUCUUCGGCUCAUUUUUUCAUAUUUAUUUACUUUGUCUCUCGUUAUCUCUAAAAUGAAAACAAACCUGAAUUUCCGGGGAAAGGUUGGGGCAGUGUCAUCCAAGAAAGUAAGUAACAAGUAGAAGGGGCCGGCAGGCCUGGAAGGUCCGCCUUCCACGGUUGCCAGGCAACAAAGGUAAACAGCACAGAGUGGCAGGAUCAUGGCCACUAACUACAGUGCCAACCAGUAUGAGAAAGCUUUCUCACCCAAGUACCUAGGGAACUGGUCUCCCGCCAAGCCAACAAAAGAGAGAAUUUCUUCCCAUGAAGGCUACACUCAGAUUAUCGUCAAUGAUCGCGGUCAUCUGUUGCCGUCGGUGCCCCGUUCCAAGGCAAGUCCUUGGGGAUCUUUCAUGGGUACCUGGCAAAUGCCUCUGAAGAUACCCCCUGCUCGGGUGACCCUGACCUCCCGUACAAUUGCUGGUGCUGCCUCCCUCACCAAAUGGAUACAGAAAAAUCCUGAUUUGCUCAAGGCCUCCAAUGGGCUGCGUCCUGAAAUCUUAGGCAAGCAGCCUCAUGAUCCAGACGGUCAGAGAAAACUUGGGAAGCUUACCACAAAAACUGUACAACAAGCCUCGAGUCCAACCAUAAUUCCCAGCUCCUCAGCUGUAAAUCUCAAUUCCCCAGACCAACCCCAAAGCUCACACCCCUCUGCAGGUCACACUCCAGGUCCCCAAAGCCCAGCCAACUCUCUCAAGAGCCCACCAGGGAGCCCAUGCAUGCUAGAACACUGGGCAGGUCCUAAUUCAGCUGCGGUCCAGAAAUACAAACCUGGAAUUCCAGAGGCACCAAGGGACCACACUGAGAAAACUUGUCUAGAGACUGAGUGAUGUAAGCAGGACCCCCAGUGAGGGACGUAGAAAGGGGAAUUAUAGGGUGGGAAUAAAGGCAAACUUGGAAAAUAAACAUCAUUUGUUGAAUCUAUUACUGAUUUGGAUGUUUUUUUCCUCCUGGUAUGGCUGUCUCUUGUAACCCAUGACUAGGAGGCGGGUUGGGGGAAAUAGAGUAGGAAAAAGAACCCGGCAGUGGCUUGAGGUGGAACACAUUUUUACAAGGAUUGAGUCAGCUAUCCUCCAAAAGUGACCAAGAGGAAGCUGGUCUGAACUGUAGCAAAAGAAACCUCAGGGGCGCCUGGGUGGUUCAGUCGUUAAGCGUCUGCCUUUGGCUCAGGUCAUGGUCCCGGGGUCCUGGGACCGAGCCCUGCAUCGGGCUCCCUGCUCCGCGGGAGGCCUGCUUCUCCCUCUUCCACUCCCCCUGCUUGUGUUCCCUCUCUCACUGUGUCUCUCUCUGUCAAAUAAAUAAAUAAAAUCUUAAAAAAAAAAAAAAAAGAAAAACCUCAAAGAACCAGUCUCUCACCUCCAGCCCCUCAUUUUUCAUCCUGAGCAUGCACAACUACUUCUAAGUCAGAAAUACGAUUGUUUGGUAGAGAAUGCAUAUGCAUAUCUGGAGAAGAUGGAGGAAGAAAAGGGAAGGGAAGCCAGAGUAGAAGACAUUAUCCUUGUCUACGACUUCACGUCUGACGACAGAACACACGGGGAAGACAAACUAGAGAGAGUUAUAAAAGUAAAACUCAAGCAAAAGUACAUACACAGUUUGCAAAGUGAAAACACAGCAGUGACUGGAAGUCAGAGAAGAAAAAGAGAGAGAUGGUACGUAGAAAUUUAGGGCAGAAUAACAAACACGAGGACUACUGUACCCCAACCCCAAUCAAAAAGGGGUAAGAAGUUCCCUAUCCACUUCCCAGCUUCCAACAUCUGCUUAUCAUUCUCCUAUUCUGUGGGCUUCCUGCCGAUGGCUGUUCAGUGUAAUACCCUUGCCAAACCCCUCCCAGCUCCAAUGCCAAAGUGUUCCCUCAUGAACCCUUGUCCCCUACUCCAAGGACAAGUACAGAGGACAUGGGGUUUAAGCUGGAGGAAGGCUACAAAGGCUUCCCAGGGCUAGCCCAGCAAGAAAGGAGAAGUGAUCGUCACGUAAAGGAGAAGACCACUUGGGAGCCGAGAGGAAGACUGUUGAGGCAGCAGGUCGUCCUGUCCAGCUGCCACCAAUUACAGUCACCGCUCCUCCUCUCCCACCCGCUGCUUUAACGGGCUGGCCAGCAACUCCGACAAGAUAGAUCUGCUACCCUUGCGUUUCCAAAAACUAUCAAAACAGCACUCCUGCCAAGGGAGUUAGAGAUUCAAGAGGCUGGCCCAUAUGGAUUUUAAAAGCAGCAAGCUUGGGACACCUCGGUGGCUCAGUCAUUAAGCGUCUGCCUUCGGCUCAGGUCAUGAUCCCAGGGUCCUCGGAUCGAGCCCCGCAUCAGGCUCUCUGCUCAGCAAGGAGCCUGCUUCUCCCUCUCCCACUCCCCCUGCUUGUGUUCCCUCUCUCACUGUGUCUCUCUCUGUCAAAUAAAUAAAUGAAAUCUUUAAAAAAUAAAUAAAAGCAGCAAGCUUUCCCGUUACAUUACAAAUUUUUCCUCUCUUAUCUCUACUCUCCUUUCUCUACCAGUCUACAUACUUAGCUCAUCAUCCCUUAGCUGCCACCUCCACUGGUCCUCUGGCUCCCUUACUGGAUCAUCAUUUGCUGAAUUGUACCCUGAGGUUUAUGAGCAGUUCUCAGUGGAAUUCUGGAGCCUGUGAUAAUGCAAAGCUUCCACAUGCUUAACCUCCUUUCUCUUGCUCCUUCCUUCUCCGAGGCUUCUGCAUGAUAGUCGAUCUCUGGCUACUUGCAUUUGAUU
Messenger RNA from Zalophus californianus (California sea lion), 4369 nucleotides. RefSeq names its product cilia and flagella associated protein 126 (gene CFAP126). The record is from RefSeq and is a predicted model, not a curated record. Gene Ontology annotation, biological process: cilium organization. NCBI's taxonomy places the organism in Eukaryota, Metazoa, Chordata, Mammalia, Carnivora, Otariidae. Gene Ontology annotation, cellular component: ciliary basal body. The transcript is spliced from 5 exons. Bases 1815 to 2483 code for a protein of 222 amino acids.